Telopea speciosissima is the source of this 1117-nucleotide messenger RNA. RefSeq names its product serine/arginine-rich splicing factor SR34A-like. Lineage: Eukaryota; Viridiplantae; Streptophyta; Magnoliopsida; Proteales; Proteaceae. The transcript has 14 exons. The coding region runs from base 202 to 963 and encodes 253 amino acids. Gene Ontology annotation, cellular component: nucleus; cytoplasm; ribonucleoprotein complex. Gene Ontology annotation, molecular function: mRNA binding. The record is from RefSeq and is a predicted model, not a curated record.
ACAGAAAAGCAACGGAAACCCUAAUCUUGCUCUGUCGAAUCGGAGACCUAUAUCUUUACAGAUUUCUGUCGUGUAAACGGAACGAAGUAGCUCAUAAUUCCUGCUCGCGAGCCUUCAGCUCUGGUCUCUUUACUUCAGUGCAGUUGUGAAGAAAUCUGAUUAAGCAAACGUGAUCAUUGAACUGUAUCUCCCAUAACAGAAAUGAGUGGUCGUUCUGCCCGUACAAUUUAUGUUGGGAACCUUCCUUCUGAUAUUCGAGAAUGGGAAAUUGAAGAUAUAUUUUACAAGUAUGGUCGUAUAGUGGAUAUUGAAUUGAAGAUCCCACCUCGCCCUCCAGGUUAUUGUUUUGUGGAGUUUGAGAAUGCUCGGGAUGCUGAAGAUGCUAUCAGGGGUCGGGAUGGCUAUAACUUUGAUGGUCAUCGAUUAAGGGUUGAGCUUGCCCAUGGUGGGAGAGGGCAGUUAUCGUCAAUUGAUCGGCGUGGUGGUAAUGGCGGUGGUGGUGGACGACUUGGGGGUGUUUCACGCCGUUCUGAAUAUCGAGUUGUUGUUCGUGGACUGCCCUCUUCUGCUUCAUGGCAAGAUUUAAAGGAUCACAUGCGUAAGGCUGGCGAGGUGUGUUUUGCCCAAGUUUUCCGUGAUGGUGAUGGAACCAUGGGUCUUGUAGACUAUACUAACUCUGAAGACAUGAAAUAUGCUAUUCGUAAACUUGACGACACUGAAUUUAAAAACCCAUUUUCAAGGGCUUAUAUUCGGGUGAAGAGUUAUGAGGGCAGCCCAUCUAGGAGUCGAAGUAGGAGUUGCAGUAAAAGCAGAAGUGUGAGAAGGGAUCGGAGCAAAUCUUUGGAUCGAUCUGUCUCGAGAUCACCAUCAAAAUCUAGGUCCCUAUCUCCUGCCAGAUUGCCCAGGUCAAGGUCCAGAUCUAGGUCAGGCUCACCACGCCAGGCUCGAUCAGUAAGUGCUUGAACAGUACAAAGUGGGGUCAAAAUGUUUCUGGUGGCUAUUAUGAAGGAGAGAUGCAAGAAAAUUACAGUGGUAUCUGUGGGUCUGGUAGCAGUGGUAUGAAUGUGAUUGCCUUCCCUCUUGACUAUUAUGGGAAAAAAUUCAGUAGAGAAUUGUC